UCACAAACAUACUUCGUUACGAUAUUCGCUCACUUGUUUACAAUUUUGGUGUUUAUAAAAUGUAAAAGUUCAAUUAAAGCAAAAUGACACUGGCACACCGAGCGCUUUUCACAUGGUUUAUAGUUUUAGUGUUCCUUAUACUGCUCUGCUUAAGACUAGAUCCACGCACAACCUGGAAUUGGUUUGUCACCUUCACACCACUCUGGUUCUUCGACUGCAUUCUUAUAAUUUACGUGCUCAUCAAAUUUAUACGCAAAUGGCGUAAUUUGAAUCGCCUCACUGACCUGCUCUCUCUCUACAAAUGGAACAUUGUGGGUGUAUGGUUGACGAUAACCUCUCAGGUGAUGAUCUGCAUUACCCUGGAGUAUCCGCAACAGAUACCCAUCUAUGUGACCAUGGCGCCUCUGAUGUUGCUCCUCUGCACUGCCAUCGUCUAUGUGGGUGGAAAGCUGAGAAAGCGCGAAAGCUGGCUCCAUUAAACAACAACUAUUUAUGUAUUUAUG
Messenger RNA from Drosophila navojoa, 503 nucleotides. Its product is annotated as transmembrane protein 60. NCBI's taxonomy places the organism in Eukaryota, Metazoa, Arthropoda, Insecta, Diptera, Drosophilidae. The record is from RefSeq and is a predicted model, not a curated record.